Molecule: messenger RNA, 378 nt
Organism: Myzus persicae (green peach aphid)
Lineage: Eukaryota; Metazoa; Arthropoda; Insecta; Hemiptera; Aphididae
Exons: 1
Coding region: 1-378 (125 amino acids)
Source: RefSeq, a predicted model, not a curated record
AUGCCCACACCUGCGAUAACUGAUUUCGAAAAAAUUGCACAAGAAUUUUAUGAAAAUUGGAAUUUUCCGAAUUGUGUUGGGAGUAUAGACGGCAAACGUAUUCGGAUAAAAUGUAUAAAAAAAUCCGGUAGUAUGUUCUUCAAUUACAAACAGUUUUUCUCUAUUGUUUUGAUGGCUGUUGUAGACGCAAAUUAUAAAUUUAUUAUGAUUGACGUCGGAUCUUAUGGAAAAGAUAGCGAUGGAGGUAUAUUAUCAAAUUCAAAUAUUUUAAAACGUCUUGAAAAUAGAACUUUGAAGCCACCUUAUCCUAAAAAAUUACCAAAUUCGAACUUAAUUGGUCCAUAUACUUUCAUUGCUGAUGAAGCAUUUCCUCUGUGA